This is a messenger RNA of Penicillium hordei, 1533 nucleotides long. Its product is annotated as UbiD family decarboxylase. Lineage: Eukaryota; Fungi; Ascomycota; Eurotiomycetes; Eurotiales; Aspergillaceae. The transcript has 2 exons. Gene Ontology annotation, biological process: ferulate metabolic process; cinnamic acid catabolic process. Gene Ontology annotation, cellular component: cytoplasm. Gene Ontology annotation, molecular function: carboxy-lyase activity. The record is from RefSeq and is a predicted model, not a curated record. Bases 1 to 1533 code for a protein of 510 amino acids.
AUGAACCCAAAUCCUGUCAAAGCAGUCUCUGCAUCAGAAGACUUUCGUCAGUUUGUCAAGGAGCUUGAAGAGGAAAAUGACCUUAUUAUCAUCACAAAAGAGGUUGAUCCUCACCUGGAGCUUGCUGCGAUCACCCGCAAGGUCUACGAGACCGAAGAAAAAGCUCCAAUGUUUCAAAACAUCAAAGGCCGUAAAGACACCGGUCUUUUCCGCAUCCUAGGAGCACCCGUGGGAUUGAGCCGCGACGUGAACCGGAGGUUUGGGCGUAUUGCCAAGUCCCUUGGGCUACCAUCCACUGCAACCGGCGAGGAGAUCAUCAACAGAAUCAACGAAUGCAAAAUGAAGUCACCGGUGUCCGCUAUCGAAGUUUUGCCCGACCAAGCCCCAGUCAAGCAGUACAAACUUUUCGGUGAUGAUAUCGAUCUAAAUGCCCUGCCGGUCCCCCUCCACCACGAUGCAGAUGGUGGCAAGUAUUUACAGACUUUUGGCAUGCAUAUUGUGAAAACUCCAGACGGGCGUUGGGUGAACUGGUCGAUCACCCGAGGGAUGGUUCAUGAUAGGCGUUCACUUACUGGACCUAUCAUUCCGAACCAGGACAUCGGCGCGAUAUGGCAAAUGUGGAAAGAAAAAGGGCAGGAUAUGCCAUGGGCGCUCUGCUUCGGUGUCCCGCCUGCUGCAAUCAUGGUAAGCGGCAUGCCAAUUCCAAAGUGGACAGAUGAAGCUGGCUUUGUGGGUGCUUUGAUUGGAAAGCCCGUAGAGGUGGUGAAGUGCGAAACGAAUGAUAUUUGUAUUCCGAUAAAUGCGGAAAUUGUUUUCGAAGGUGUCGUGUCUGUUACCGAAUCUGGCCCUGAAGGCCCAAUGGCAGAGUAUCAUGGUAUGGUAUUUCCGGGAGAAGCUAAGGACCAGCCUCUCUUCAAGGUAAAUGCUAUUACCUACAGACAUGAUCCAAUCUUGCCGCUGUGCGUGGCUGGAAGAGCUGCCGAAGAGAACCACACUGUGUGGGGUGUCAUGCAGGCCGCUGAGGUAUUGAAUGUCUGUCAGGCCGCGGGAUUACCGAUCAAGAUGGUCUGGUGUCCUUUUGAAUCACAUUGCCUGUGGUUUGUCCUCCAAGUCGACCGGCAAAAGCUGAGAGCCUUGAACACAAAAAUCCCAGAUUUUAGCAAAGCGGUUGGCCAUACAGUCUUUGCUUCAAAGCCUGGGUGGUAUAUCCCGAAGUUAUUACUGACAGGUGAUGAUAUUGACCCUACGGACAUCCGUGACGUUAUCUGGGCAGAAUCUACUCGCUGCCAACCAUUGACCAAUGAAUUCUUCUUUGAAGAAUAUGGAAAUAUUCCUCUAAUACCCUACGUUCGAUAUGGACUUGAGCCUGAGCAUACCAACCAUUUUAAAGUUGUCCGUUGCUGCAUGUUCCCCUGCGAGUUUGUGGACGAGGAAAUGUGCUGGAAAGAAGGGUCUUUUCGUGGAUCGUACCCCGCUGAUGUCCGGGACAAGGUGAUACGGAACUGGAAGGCAUAUGGAUUUGAUGACGAGUGA